GGACUCGGGGUUGCCGUGACAGCGGAAGAUUCGAGUCUUCAGAGAUUCGUUGCUGAGGGAGGCGAGGCUGGCAAAUGGUGGCAUCGGCAACACGUCCCUGGGCCUAGUCUCGGUGUUGUAAGUCGGCGAGUUUCGCGGAGCGUCCUCCCGGUGACCUGCCGGGGCUCCGACCAUGGAGCGCGCCGCCGCUAUGACGGACAUGUACGACCAGGCGUUGCUGGGCAUCUUGCAGCAUGUGGGCAACGUCCAGGAGUUCCUGAAUAUCCUCUUCGGCUUCCUCUAUCGCAAGACAGACUUCUACCGCCUCCUGCUGCAGCCAGGGGACCGACUGGGUUUUCCUCCUGGCGUGGCGAAGAGUAUGACUGUCAGGGCAUUCAAGAAUUUUGAAGAUUUGGCUCGUCAUGAUGAUGAGAGAAGACAGCGUGAACUUGAGGAAAAGUUGAAGAAGAGGGAGGAGGAGGAAGGUGCAGCAGCUGUGGCAGAGAGGAUGAAGGUGCCUGUCAUAGCUGAGGAGGUUGAGAUCAGCUCAGCAGCUGAGCAGAACUCUGCAUCAGGUGAUGGAAAGGCUGCCGAAGCACCAGAGUCUGCAGCAGUACCAGAGAGGGCAGAAGCAGAAGCUGCCAGCACAGUAGCAACUCCCUCAGGAGCAGCUUGUCCUGUAGAAGCUCAGCUAACAGAACCGCCAAAGAAACAGGAGCAGUUCCAGGCGAAUCCUGACAGUUACAAUGGAGCUGUACGAGAGAAUUACGCCUGGUCCCAAGACUACAGCGACCUGGAGAUCAAAGUGCCAGUGCCAAAGCAUAUCCUGAAAGGCAGGCAGGUGUCUGUGGAUAUCGGCAGUAGCUCAAUCCGUGUAGCAGUGCAGGAGGGGAAUGGGCAGCGUGUGCUCAUGGAAGGCACCCUCACCCAUAAGAUCAACACAGAGAACUCAGUCUGGAGCUUGGAACCAGGGAAGUGUGUCCUUAUUAACCUGAAUAAAGUAGGUGAAUACUGGUGGAGUGCCAUCUUGGAAGGGGAAGAGCAGAUCGACAUCGAUAAAAUCAACAAGGAACGUUCAAUGGCUACUGUGGAUGAAGAGGAACACGCUGUGUUGGAUAGACUGAGUUUUGACUACCACCAGAAGCUGCAAGGCAAACCCCAAAGCCAUGAGAUGAAAGUCCACGAGAUGCUGAAGAAGGGCUGGGAUGCUGAAGGCUCCCCUUUCCGGGGCCAGACGUUUGAUCCUUCCAUGUUCAACAUCUCUCCCGGGGCUGUGCAGUUUUGAUGAUGGGAGAAUCACCAACAUGCCGGGGACAGCAGGGACGAAGCAGAUGCCACUGCCAUACCCCUCCUGCUUGCUGAUGACGUCAAGCAGCCCGUUUUCUUUUUUGUCCCUGCCGUUGUCAUCUGGGUUUGUUUGCAAAAAACGACAGACUUUAAAAAACGGGCCCGGCAUGUGGGUUUGGUUUUGGGGAGGGGAUGUAGAGGGAGCUGAAGUGUGAGUGUGGGUGAGUCCUUCCCUCUGGCAUCAGGUUGGCAGAUUUGAUAUGCGUGUGGGGGAAGCCCAUCAAAAGCAGCAUUACGCACCGCGUUGCCAUGACAACCAGUGGCUGCUGGUAGCGUCUCCCGUCUCCCCUUCUCUCUGCUUCUUAAUGGAUUCAUUUGCUACUUUUUUUGGGGGGGGGAGCAGUGUGGUGGAGGUCAGGAAUAGGUGCAGUUUGGUUGAAAUGACUGCAGCUUUUCUCUCUUGCUGAUUUGAAGGUGCAUUCUGUUGCCCAGUUCCAGCAUUUAAGACACAUCAUCUCCUUAAAGUACUGGGCAGUUCAGCCUUUUUAA
Gekko japonicus is the source of this 1815-nucleotide messenger RNA. RefSeq names its product NudC domain containing 3 (gene NUDCD3). The transcript is spliced from 6 exons. Gene Ontology annotation, cellular component: cytoplasm. NCBI's taxonomy places the organism in Eukaryota, Metazoa, Chordata, Lepidosauria, Squamata, Gekkonidae. The coding region runs from base 173 to 1264 and encodes 363 amino acids. The record is from RefSeq and is a predicted model, not a curated record. Gene Ontology annotation, biological process: protein folding.